GCGCGAGUUCCCUGCUGACUAAUAGCCAAUCAAAACGCGACUACUGCUUCUUGAAAACAUGUCGCCCAUGAAGCUGUGUGUUCCAGGUGAAAGGCUCUGCAGCACGGAGGACUGUAUCCCAGGCACCGGCACCUAUCUGCGGCACGGCUACAUCUUCGCUUCGCUCGCCGGAUACGUGCUGAGAAAGAACGAGGGAGAGGAGCUCCCGGUGAUUUCAGUCGUUAGGGAGACCGAAACACAACUUCUGCCUGACGUGGGUGCCAUCGUCACCUGUAAGGUGACCAGUAUCAACCCACGGUUUGCUAAAGUCCACAUCUUAUAUGUGGGUUCGACACCACUGAAAGACCGGUUUAGAGGCACUAUCAGAAGAGAAGACGUAAGAGCGACAGAAAAAGAUAAGGUGGAGACGCACAAAAGCUUCAGGCCAGGCGACAUUGUCCUAGCAAAAGUUAUCUCUUUGGGCGAUGUGCAGUCGAACUACCUGCUGACCACAGCGGAGAACGAGCUGGGUGUCGUCGUGGCCCACAGCGAGGCCGGGGCUCAGAUGGUGCCCAUCAGCUGGUGUGAGAUGCAAUGUCCACGCACACACGCCAAAGAGUUUCGCAAGGUGGCGCGGGUACAGCCGGAGUACCUGCAGGCCUGAGCCACGCCCUUAGACCACACCCACUGGAACACACAGCUUCAAAGACACGCCCCCUCACAUAGAACUCUCAGCCCAGGAACAUUCCGUUUGGAAUUCUGUAUGAAUCUGGACUGUUACAUUCCACACUGCCUGUGAAUGCACACUAUGAACUGAAUACUGCACGAGUAUCACAUAACCAUAGUCUGAAUGUAGUUGCAUUACUAAGCAGGAUUCUGGCAUUCCUGAUGCUCUGACACACCUGUGAUUGUCUUGCAGUGCUUUUGAAAACUCUGAAACAUGAGUGUGGAAUGUCAUUUAGUUGAUUGACUUUCACUUUAAAUGUUUCUAGACGUUUAAAGCAGAGAGAGGAUCAAUCUAUGGGUGAAUCUCUGUAAACUUUGCUACUUGGUCACAUUUCAUCACAAAAUCUAAAGGAAAAAUAAGAAAUUACAUUUUGUGUAAAGCAGCUUAAGGACCAUUGAUGUUGUGUAGUAUAAAUGGAGCUUCAAAACCAAAGGCUUCCAAAAGUGGAAAACUGGAAUUGUAAUAUUAUUACAGUCACAUUCCCGGUCACAACAGGAUUUGAAGUUUCUAGAGCAAUAACAUUUGGCAGCACUGUUUUCUAACUCUUUAAAACACAUGAACCACAAAAAAUAGUUACCCAGAGAUGAAUUGACCUUUAUCUUGCUGCUUACAGUCAGAACUUCUGGAAAUGUCUUAUUUGACACCUUUUCCUUGUUCUGUCUUUUUGUCUGGAACUGUUUUGAAAGGUUGUGUGUUUACAAGAAAAAAAAUAGUGUUUCACAUCACAAGUUCA
This is a messenger RNA of Carassius carassius (crucian carp), 1439 nucleotides long. RefSeq names its product exosome complex component CSL4-like. Lineage: Eukaryota; Metazoa; Chordata; Actinopteri; Cypriniformes; Cyprinidae. Gene Ontology annotation, biological process: RNA processing. Gene Ontology annotation, molecular function: RNA binding. The coding region runs from base 59 to 643 and encodes 194 amino acids. Gene Ontology annotation, cellular component: cytoplasm; nuclear exosome (RNase complex). The record is from RefSeq and is a predicted model, not a curated record. The transcript is spliced from 8 exons.